Messenger RNA from Monoraphidium neglectum, 450 nucleotides. RefSeq lists its product as hypothetical. The record is from RefSeq and is a predicted model, not a curated record. The coding region runs from base 1 to 450 and encodes 149 amino acids. Lineage: Eukaryota; Viridiplantae; Chlorophyta; Chlorophyceae; Sphaeropleales; Selenastraceae. The transcript is spliced from 4 exons.
AUGCGGGUCGCGGAACGACCCAGCGGCCUCGUGACGGGUUUUAAGUAUCACACGAACCUGCGAGCGCCUCUCAACACAAAGGUGGGACCGGAGCCACAUGCUAGGGUGCACCGCUCCGAGAUCGUCAAGGUGCGCCAGGGCCUCCCCGUGGAGAUCAACCCCUCUGUAGGGUCCGGCUACAAAGUCAUGGACUGGACCGAGUACUUUGGGCGCUUCAAGACGAGCGGCGAGUUCCCGGACUGCCUGGCCUGCGGGGGCAAGAACACCAAGGAGCACUACUUCACGCAGACCUGGUGCCGCAGCAAGCGUGUCUGGGAGUGUGAGAGCGUCUGCCUGGACUGCCUGCAGUACAGCUUCAGGGCGUACCGCGACCCUGACUUCAAGACACCCGAGGAGUUCGAGAAGGAGAGAUGGACCACGCUGGUCGCGGAGCAGGCGCAGGGGGCUUGA